Jatropha curcas is the source of this 2047-nucleotide messenger RNA. It is a transcript of the gene ENO1, whose product is annotated as enolase 1. Gene Ontology annotation, biological process: glycolytic process. The record is from RefSeq and is a predicted model, not a curated record. Gene Ontology annotation, molecular function: phosphopyruvate hydratase activity; magnesium ion binding. Gene Ontology annotation, cellular component: phosphopyruvate hydratase complex. Lineage: Eukaryota; Viridiplantae; Streptophyta; Magnoliopsida; Malpighiales; Euphorbiaceae.
UAACCAAAACAUAGGCGACUUCUUUAGUAGUAACGUCCUUCAACAACUACCAAAACGCACACCACCGCCACCUUCUACUGUCAAACAACAAGUAACAACUCGCACUUACUUUGCUUUCAUCGCCACCUUGGGCGGACUUUCCGACACUCCUAUCUCUUCUCUAUAAACCCAACUAAGCCCCAUUUCUUCUCUUCAACUAUUUGCGGAUCCCUAGCAAACUCAAAAAUGGCGUUCGCCACCUCGCAACCGGCCACCACCACCGGCAAUCUCCUCAGCAAGCCCUUCUUCUCUUCAAAACCCCAAUCUUCCACUUCCACCUCUAUUCCAUUCCCUCCCUUGAAAUCUCGCUCUUUAGUCGUGCGUAACUCCGUCACGGUGGCGCCACCAUCGGCUGCCAAGAUUGCCAAGGAGUGCAAGAUCAAGUCCGUAAAGGCUAGGCAGAUCAUUGAUAGCAGAGGGAAUCCGACGGUCGAGGUUGAUCUUAUUACUGAUGAUCUUUACCGAUCCGCCGUCCCUAGUGGCGCCUCUACCGGGAUCUACGAGGCUUUGGAGCUUAGAGAUGGAGAUAAGAGUGUUUAUGGAGGCAAAGGUGUGCUUAAAGCUGUAAAAAAUAUUAAUGAUAUUUUGGGCCCUAAGCUAAUUGGUGUCGAUGUCAGAAAUCAAGAUGAUGUUGAUGCAAUCAUGCUGGAUAUUGAUGGAACGCCAAACAAGUCAAAACUUGGAGCUAAUGCGAUCCUUGGGGUGUCUCUGAGCAUAUGCCGGGCUGGUGCUGGAGCAAAAGGAUUGCCCUUAUACAAGCACAUUCAAGAAUUGUCGGGAACGAAGGAGCUUGUUAUGCCAGUUCCAGCUUUUAAUGUCAUAAAUGGAGGCAGUCAUGCUGGAAAUAAUUUAGCUAUGCAAGAAUUUAUGAUAUUGCCAGUAGGUGCUACCUCAUUCGCCGAGGCCUUGCGCAUGGGUAGCGAAGUUUACCAUACGCUGAAGGGAAUUAUCAAGGCAAAGUAUGGACAGGAUGCUUGCAAUGUGGGAGAUGAAGGGGGAUUUGCUCCUAAUGUGCAGGAUAAUAGGGAGGGACUUGUUUUGCUCAUCGACGCAAUCGAGAAGGCUGGUUACACUGGGAAGAUCAAAAUUGGAAUGGAUGUUGCUGCUUCAGAGUUCCUUACAAAGGACGGAAAAUAUGAUUUGAACUUUAAGAAACAACCAAAUGAUGGGGCUCAUGUGCUGUCAGCUCAGAAUCUUGGUGAACUCUAUAAGGAAUUCAUCAAGGAUUUCCCUAUUGUAUCUAUUGAAGAUCCUUUCGACCAGGAUGAUUGGAGUUCAUGGGCUUCGCUGCAGUCUUCAGUUGAUAUCCAACUUGUCGGGGAUGAUUUGUUGGUCACAAAUCCAAAGAGAAUAGCUGAAGCAAUUCAGAAAAAGGCUUGCAAUGGCUUACUUCUCAAGGUUAAUCAGAUUGGCUCAGUGACUGAGUCCAUUAGAGCAGCACUUGACUCAAAAGCAGCAGGUUGGGGCGUGAUGGUCAGCCACCGAAGUGGUGAAACCGAGGAUAACUUCAUUGCUGAUCUUUCUGUUGGCUUAGCUAGUGGACAGAUCAAGACUGGAGCUCCUUGCAGAAGUGAGCGGUUGGCCAAGUAUAAUCAGCUUCUGCGGAUUGAAGAGGAACUUGGAAAUGUACGAUAUGCAGGCGAAGCUUUCAGAUCCCCUUAGGACAAAAAGGGUACUCCUCACCUGGCGGGUUAGGGUUGCAGAUGAAUUCAGCCUCAUGAAACAUUUUCAUAGCUACAACUCCAGCUAGGAAACUAUAGAGAUUUUUGGCAGAACCAGUCGACUUAGCUGUGGAUUAAAAACAAAAGUGUCUAAUUAAUAAUACAUUAAAAACCAUGUUUUUUCAGUAUCUUGAAAGAAACAAGCGUGCAGCCAAUAAGUUUUACUUAAAAAAGUAAAUAUUGGAUAUAAGGGAGUGUCGUAUCUGUAGGACUUUUCUGGACCCUAAGGAAUGAGAAUGUCUUGGCUACUUCUGAAUUUGUUAACUUAAGUUUACGUUACAUGCAAA